AUGGCUAGUCGUUUUAGAAGGUCUGAAAGGAUCGCCCUCCCUAACCUAUAUGAUAGAGAAAAUUCCCCUGAUAAUGCUUCAACAAGUGUGUCUGAAGGUCGAGGCAGUGGAAGAGGUCGGGGUAGAGGCCGUGGAAGGAGUCAGGGAAGAGGAAGGCAAACCCGAGUUGAAACUGAAAGAGUGGAGGUAAAUCCCCAAAUUCAAGCUACAAGCAGCAAAGGAGGUGAUAUAAAGAUGUUAUUGACCUGUAAACCCCCAACAUUUUCUGGAAAAAGAGAUCUGGUUAAAGCAAUGUGCUUGUUGAAGGAGAUUGAAUCUAUGUUUACCAGCAAUUGUCCAGAAGAAUAUAAGAUACCCCAGCCAGAGUAUGUAACUAGAGAUAUGUUAGCUAAGGAAAUCGGAAAGUUAAAAGAAACAUUGACAUCCAUCAUAGGGAUACCUCCCAGAAUUGAAACUGAAAGAGUUGAGAUUUCAUUGACAUCCUCUGUUCCAGUUAUAAACAACAAAGAAGGAGAUUUCAAAAUGUUUCUCUCUUGCAAACCUCCAACCUUUUCUGGAGAACGAGAUAUAGUUAAAGCCAUGUGUUGGAUCAAGAAAAUAGAGUAUGUAUUCAACACUAUCAGAUGCACAGAGGCAGAUAAAGUCAGAUUUGCUGUAUCUGUAUUAAAGUCUAACGCACUGUUCUGGUGGGAAGUCGAAUCAUUGGCCAGAACAUAUAUUCUACAAACGUUAUCAUGGGAAGAAUUUGUAAACAGAUUUGAUGAGCAGUUUUGUCCAAAGGUAGCUGUAAGACAGAUGGAAGAAGACUUCUUGAAACUGGAACAAGGUAUAGGAACUGUUCAGGAAUAUACAAAGAAGUUCAUUGAAUAUUCUCGAUUUUUCGAGCAUUAUAUCUUAUCGGAAUCAAGAAAAAUAGAAAGAUAUAUUUGGGGUUUAAAACCGUCUAUUCAGGAAAUUGUAAUUGCCAUGAAUUUUGCUACGUUUUCUUUGACAGUGGAUGCAACAGAGGUUACUGAAAGAAAUACGAGUAGACAGGAGGAAGGAAAAGUCACUGAAAAGAGAAAAUGGGAAGGACCUUCAACAGGUUACCGAGGACCAAAUUAUGUGAAAUAUGGUAACAGACCUGUUCAGAAAUUUAAUUGA
Cynara cardunculus var. scolymus (artichoke) is the source of this 1143-nucleotide messenger RNA. RefSeq lists its product as uncharacterized. The coding region runs from base 1 to 1143 and encodes 380 amino acids. NCBI's taxonomy places the organism in Eukaryota, Viridiplantae, Streptophyta, Magnoliopsida, Asterales, Asteraceae. The record is from RefSeq and is a predicted model, not a curated record. The transcript is spliced from 3 exons.